AUGGAUUUCAUAUCUUCGCGCUCUCUUCUCUCCGCCGUAUUCUUGUUUGUUGGGCUUUAUGUCGCUUUGGGAAACAAAUUACCUCAACUACACACAGAUAUGUUUUCAAACUCGAAAAUAACCCCCAAGAUCCUCAUUGUUAGCUUGUUCUCUGCGGAAGCCGAUGUGUGGUAUGAGCACCUCCCUGAAACCCAAUUUGGAGACCUGCAGGCCCAGGCCAUCUCUAUCCCCGGCUUGAGCCCUCAAUACCCAUCAGUAUAUUGUACCGCAGACCGGGAUAUUUGCCAGGUCACAACCGGCAUGUCGGAGAUUAACGCUGCAACCACCAUCACCUCGGUCGUUCUGUCCGGGAAAUUUGAUUUCCGGAAGACAUAUUUUCUCAUCGCCGGUAUAGCUGGAGUAAACCCAAAGCACGCAACCCUCGGCAGCGUUGCUCUUUCUCAAUUCGCAGUCCAGGUUGCCCUGCAGUACGAAAUUGAUCCCAGAGAAGUACCGUCACAUUGGGAGACAGGCUACUUCUCCUUUGGAACUGAGAGCCCUGCUGCGUAUCCAACCGAGUUCUACGGCACAGAGGUCUUUGAGCUAAAUGGGGCACUUCGAGACUUGGCGGCCGGCUUUGCCUCUCUUGCGACAUUGAAUGACACUGAUUACGCGCAAAACUAUCGCUCCAAGUUCGGUUCAGCAGGUGAAGCCUACCACCCUGCCACACUGCCGCCGGCAGUGGUCAAAUGCGACGUGACCACCAGCGAUGUCUUUUUUUCAGGUCAUCACCUCGGCAAUACUUUCGAGAAAGUAGUUAGCACUUGGACCAGUGGUCUUGGCAAGUAUUGCAUGUCCGCUAUGGAGGACAAUGCCGUCCUCGAGGUGCUAGUUCGUUUCCACGUCUCCAACUUGGUGGACUACAACAGGGCAAUUCUCCUCCGCACAGGGUCCAACUUCGAUCGUGCACCGCCUGGGGUGGAUGCUGUCACCCAUUUACGCGGCGAGCAUCUGAACAGUAUACAGACUGCUAGGGCUAAUAUAUAUCUAGCAGGAAUAGAAAUUGUGAAGGGAAUACUCGGGGGGUGGGAUACCGUGUUUCUUCAAGGCGUUUCAUCUCCUAACUAUGUCGGUGAUAUCUGGGGUACACUGGGCGGGUUCCCUGAUUUUCGGCCUGGUGGUGGUCCGAAGGUGAAGGGCUGA
This is a messenger RNA of Clonostachys rhizophaga, 1182 nucleotides long. The record is from the annotation of a GenBank genome assembly. NCBI's taxonomy places the organism in Eukaryota, Fungi, Ascomycota, Sordariomycetes, Hypocreales, Bionectriaceae.